GACGCGCCCCGGGUUUGUUGACAGCGGAGGCGGCGGCGGCUGCAGGCUCCGAGCCUCUGGAGCCGGAUCGGGGGAGGGGCCGGGCCCCGGAGCCAGCACCCGGCGGCCCUCGGCCCCGCCCGCAGCCCUAAGGGCAAGGCUGUGGUUCUGCCAAUGAUCCUGUGAGUGCCGGGGAGUCACCGCUGCCCCUAGGGGCUCCUGUCGUGGAGUGCCCCCCCCGCCUGUCCCCAGCAUGGCGUCCGACACCCCCGAGUCCCUGAUGGCCCUCUGCACCGACUUCUGCUUGCGCAACCUGGAUGGCACCUUGGGCUACCUGCUGGACAAGGAGACUCUGCGGCUACAUCCGGACAUCUUCCUACCCAGCGAGAUCUGCGACCGGCUCGUCAAUGAGUAUGUGGAGCUGGUCAACGCCGCCUGCAACUUUGAGCCGCACGAGAGCUUCUUCAGCCUUUUCUCCGACCCCCGCAGCACCCGCCUCACCCGGAUCCACCUCCGUGAGGACCUGGUACAGGACCAGGACCUGGAGGCCAUCCGCAAGCAGGACCUGGUGGAGCUGUACCUGACCAACUGCGAGAAGCUGUCCGCCAAGAGCCUGCAGACGCUGAGGAGCUUCAGCCACACCCUCGUAUCCCUGAGCCUCUUCGGCUGUGCAAACAUUUUCUAUGAGGAGGAGAACCCAGGGGGCUGUGAAGACGAGUGCCUCGUCAAUCCCACCUGCCAGGUGCUGGUCAAGGACUUCACCUUCGAGGGCUUCAGCCGCCUACGCUUCCUCAACUUGGGCCGCAUGAUCGACGGGGUCCCUGUGGAGUCCCUGCUACGGCCUCUCAGCUCACUGGCCGCCUUGGACCUCUCGGGCAUCCAGACGAGCGACGCGGCCUUCCUAACCCAGUGGAAAGACAGCCUGGUGUCCCUUGUGCUCUACAACAUGGACCUGUCAGAUGACCACAUCCGGGUCAUCGUCCAGCUGCACAAGCUGCGACACCUGGACAUCUCCCGAGACCGCCUCUCCAGCUACUACAAGUUCAAGCUGACUCGCAAGGUGCUGAGCCUCUUUGUGCAAAAGCUGGGGAACCUGAUGUCUCUGGACAUCUCUGGCCACAUGAUCCUGGAGAACUGCAGCAUCUCCAAGAUGGACGAGGAGGCAGGGCAGACUAGCAUUGAGCCUUCCAAGAGCAGCAUCAUGCCUUUCCGGGCCCUGAAGAGGCCACUGCAGUUCCUUGGGCUCUUCGAGACCUCCCUGUGCCGCCUCACACACAUUCCCGCCUACAAAGUAAGUGGUGACAAAAAUGAGGAGCAGGUGCUGAAUGCCAUCGAGGCCUACACGGAGCACAGGCCUGAGAUCACCUCACGGGCCAUCAACCUGCUUUUUGACAUCGCACGCAUCGAGCGCUGCAACCAGCUUCUGCGGGCCCUGAAGCUGGUCAUCACGGCCCUCAAGUGCCACAAAUAUGACAAGAACAUUCAAGUCACAGGCAGCGCUGCCCUCUUCUACCUGACCAAUUCUGAGUACCGCUCUGAGCAGAGCAUCAAGCUGCGCCGACAGGUCAUCCAGGUGGUGCUGAACGGCAUGGAGUCCUACCAGGAGGUGACGGUCCAGCGGAACUGCUGCUUGACUCUCUGUAACUUCAGCAUCCCCGAGGAGCUAGAAUUCCAGUACCGCCGGGUCAACGAGCUCCUGCUCAGUAUCCUCAACCCCACGCGGCAGGACGAGUCCAUCCAGCGUAUCGCCGUGCACCUGUGCAACGCCCUGGUCUGCCAGGUGGACAACGACCACAAGGAGGCCGUGGGCAAGAUGGGCUUUGUUGUGACCAUGCUGAAGCUGAUUCAGAAGAAACUGCUAGACAAGAUAUGUGACCAGGUGAUGGAGUUCUCCUGGAGUGCCCUGUGGAACAUCACGGACGAGACGCCGGACAACUGCGAGAUGUUCCUCAACUUCAAUGGCAUGAAGCUCUUCCUGGACUGCCUGAAGGAAUUCCCAGAGAAGCAGGAACUGCAUCGGAAUAUGCUAGGACUCUUGGGGAAUGUGGCAGAGGUGAAGGAGCUGCGGCCCCAACUAAUGACUUCCCAAUUUAUCAGUGUCUUCAGCAACCUGCUGGAGAGCAAAGCUGACGGAAUUGAGGUUUCGUACAAUGCCUGCGGUGUCCUCUCCCACAUCAUGUUCGACGGGCCUGAGGCGUGGGGCAUCUGUGAACCCCAGCGGGAGGAGGUGGAGGAACGCAUGUGGGCAGCCAUCCAGAGCUGGGACAUCAACUCACGGAGAAAUAUCAAUUACAGGUCGUUUGAGCCAAUUCUUCGUCUCCUUCCCCAGGGCAUCUCCCCUGUCAGCCAGCACUGGGCCACCUGGGCCCUGUACAACCUUGUGUCUGUCUACCCGGACAAGUACUGCCCCCUGCUGAUCAAAGAAGGGGGGCUGCCCCUUCUGAAGGACAUGAUCAAGAUGGCCACCGCUCGGCAGGAGACCAAGGAAAUGGCCCGCAAGGUGAUUGAGCACUGCAGUAACUUUAAAGAGGAGAACAUGGACACGUCCAGAUAGAGGCCUCCGUCCCCACGGCCGCCACUGCUCUGGACCACGAGGCCAGGAGGAAGUUCUCAAGCAGCCCAGCGGGCAGACCCCCACCGGGGAGCCUUCCGCUGGAUGAAGGGACACAGGGGGACUUUUGCACAACCGAUGCUUUUCCUUAACAUUAGUGAGAUAUAUAUAUAUUAUAUAUAUAUUAUAUAUAUAUAUUAUUUUUUUUGGUUAGGAAGUGUGAAGUUUUGUGUGUAUGAUUUCUGUACAAAAACAAAAGAAACACUCCUUGAGUCCUCGCAGCUUCCUUGGCCAUUCUCAAGCCCCAACUCCAAGCCUUCAUCGCUGCCACUCACUCCUGCCCCCCCACCCCCGACUAAAUGCCUCUAACGUUGUGAGAGUCCAGUCCUUUCCCAGUGACCUCAGACCCUGGCCUCACUUCCCAUUAGGAGAGGCAGCAGGCUUUUAACAGCCCACUCCAGCACCCCAACCCACCCCCCAAAGCCUGAGAACCCCCUCUGGGCUCCUGGGUGUGGCUGAUGGCGUUCGGGAUGAAAACUAGCCCCACUGGGUCUCCCAAAUGCCUUGGUGCUCCCGGCCGUGGGCCAUCUGGGGCGAGGAAGUGAGUGCUCAGGCCCAGGCAGCCCCGGCCCCAGAGGACCCUCAGGAGUGGGGCUCACAGCGGCCCCGCUGUUCUCUGCCCGGGCCUGCCUGAGGCCACGCUGCUACGGAGGCUUCCUCCUGGUCUCCCACCAGGUCCCAGGCUACUGAAGGCCCCAGCCCAGGGCUGGUCAGAACUCCGGCAGAUUCCACUGCCUCUUCUGCCAAACAGAUUCAGCACCUGCCCCAGCCCUGGAAGCCAGCACCUCUGGGACCGGGGCUUGCCCCUCACUCCCCAGCCCUUCGCCUGCCCGCAGUACCCAUGGUGCCCAGGCACCCCACCAGCAGAACUGAGCCGGCCUCAUUCGCCUCCCCCACCCGACCUGCCCAGCUGCCUGGAGGACCCCACCUGUCUCUCUGUGAGGCAGGAGGUCCCCACUCCAGCCGGACCCGCAGCAACAGCUAACUGCCUCCAGACCAGCACUGGGCACAGCCUGCAGUGGCCCCGCGUGGCCCUUCCGAGCCUCUCCUCCCUGUCCCCAGGCUUUACCUUGGGAACCUCUGUGCCGUGUUUCAGAGAAGUGUGAGCCGCAAAUGUAUCUCGAAAUAUCUUGUGGUCCUCCCUUGAUGUAACUCCGAAUUGCUUCUCGUGAGACAGGCAGUGGUAAGGAUGCCCUUCCAGAACAAGGCGCUGAGGGAGCAGGGCCGACUCUGCAGGCUUCCCUUUGGGGAUGACCUUUCUUCCUUCCUCCUUCCCUGGGCCUGUUUUUGGAUUCUUCUAGCAUUUCUGCCUCCAGGCAGGACAGGCUGGAUGAGCAGCCCCCGGGAGAGGCACCGGCCUCCCCUGAAGUCUGUCCCUGCCAGCCCUGGGAAGGGGCCGGCUGCCCCGCACUCCCCCAGCUCGGCAAACAGGCCACAUCUGCCCCUCCCUCCAUGCUCACAUGGCCUGAGCCAGACCCUGGGCAGAGCUCCCAUUGCAUUGCUUUACCACCUGGGGCCUGAGUAAAUGUCUGUACUUUGGGAUGUCACAGAAAUACAUUUUUGUGCAAAGUG
This is a messenger RNA of Prionailurus viverrinus (fishing cat), 4162 nucleotides long. RefSeq names its product zyg-11 related cell cycle regulator (gene ZER1). Bases 233 to 2533 code for a protein of 766 amino acids. Gene Ontology annotation, molecular function: protein binding. Lineage: Eukaryota; Metazoa; Chordata; Mammalia; Carnivora; Felidae. The transcript has 16 exons. The record is from RefSeq and is a predicted model, not a curated record. Gene Ontology annotation, cellular component: Cul2-RING ubiquitin ligase complex.